Dicentrarchus labrax (European seabass) is the source of this 669-nucleotide messenger RNA. RefSeq names its product C-C motif chemokine 3-like. Gene Ontology annotation, molecular function: chemokine activity; CCR chemokine receptor binding. Gene Ontology annotation, biological process: positive regulation of ERK1 and ERK2 cascade; chemokine-mediated signaling pathway; monocyte chemotaxis. Bases 19 to 375 code for a protein of 118 amino acids. Gene Ontology annotation, cellular component: extracellular region. Lineage: Eukaryota; Metazoa; Chordata; Actinopteri; Moronidae. The transcript is spliced from 3 exons. The record is from RefSeq and is a predicted model, not a curated record.
CAUUUUUGAUCUUGAUAAAUGCAACACCACACCAACUUUUGUUUAGUUGCCCUUUUUCUGCAGGUGAGGAGCAGUUAUCAGUACAUCUCCAUCAUCAUCAUGAGGACCAGUCACAUCCUUCUGCUUUGCAUCCUGGGAGCAGCACUGCUUUCUUCAGUGAUCUGCAGCAAUGGAACCGGUCCUGACGACUGCUGUUUCAAAUUCUACCCGAGGAAAAUUAACAAAAAACUCAUCCGUGAUUAUAUCCUAACUGAUAAUCGGUGCCCAAAAACUGGAGUCAUUCUGAUUACACAAAAGUCUCGUCACAUCUGUGCAGAUCCGAGUCUCUCGUGGGUUGAGAAUAUCAUGAAAUGUGUGGACGAAAAGACCCUUUAAAGCACCUGCUGCCUGCUCCUCCUUAUAGUUACUGCAGCCUUAUUUUGCUUUGUCAGAUCACAUUCUGUGAAAUGCAUGUAACAGUGUGGUCAUGAUUUUACCAUUAAUGUGAAAAUCUGUUUGAAAUAAUUAAAAAUGGAGCCUCUAGAUGGAGCCAUUUAGAGCUCUUUGGCACAUUGAUCAACUUAUCCUAUGUUUUUGUGAUUUCUUGUGAUUUCUUUUGAUGCUUUGUAUCGCCCACAGUAUCAUACAAUAUAAAGCUUGUACCAAUACAGUCAACAGUGUGAAAACUUU